Alternaria alternata is the source of this 231-nucleotide messenger RNA. RefSeq lists its product as hypothetical. The annotation marks the transcript as partial. NCBI's taxonomy places the organism in Eukaryota, Fungi, Ascomycota, Dothideomycetes, Pleosporales, Pleosporaceae. The record is from RefSeq and is a predicted model, not a curated record. The transcript is spliced from 3 exons. Gene Ontology annotation, molecular function: RNA binding.
GGCCUCGCAUGGCAUACCGACGACCAAGCUCUCCGUCAAAAGUUCGAGGAGUUCGGUGCAGUCGAAGAAGCCGUCGUGGUUAAGGACCGCGAUACUGGUCGUAGCCGAGGCUUUGGCUUCGUCCGCUAUGCGCAGGACACCGAGGCCGAUGCCGCUAUGCAGGCCAUGAACAACGAGGAAUUCGAUGGACGUAGGAUCCGCGUCGACAAGGCUUCUGACCGCGCUGGCGGC